AUGUAUAACGAAAAUACAGAACUCCAAGCUGUUCAUUGUACUACAAGUCCUGUUAAGACUGUCAGCGAUGUGAUAUUUGCAGAUUAUGAUAGCAGCUUGAGACCAGUAUGUAAUGGGACUACGCAAGUUAAUGCUACUCUAGGCAUUGCACUGAGACAAGUUAUAGAACUGAAAUGGAAUGAUUGCUUACUUCAGUGGGAUCCAAAUGAUUUUGAUGGAAUCACUAACAUUAUCGUACCCUACAAAAAGAUAUGGGUGCCUGACUUAACCCUUUAUGACAGUAUUUCAUCAGAGUUCUUUGGAUUGGCAGAUUUUAGACCAACUAUUUACUAUGAUGGAUCAGUGUAUUACAACUUUCCGACAGUUAUUGAAGCUUUGUGUCCCAUUGAUGUUGCAAACUUUCCUUUCGAUUCCCAAAAAUGCGAGUUGAUUUUUGGUUCAUGGGCUUAUCAUGGAUUUUCGUUAGACUUUUCUCCAAGAUCAAGUGCUGUCGAUUUAUCGUCAAUGAAACAAAACGUGGAAUGGGAGGUUCCAAAUCUAACCGUAGAACGACAUGUUGUUUAUUAUGGAUGCUGCCCAGAACCAUAUCCAGAUGUUACGUUCUACUUUCAUUUAAAAAGAAAACCAGCGUUCUACGUGACGAAUAUAAUAAUACCGUCAAUUAUGAUCACAAUAUUAGUGGCCCUUGGAUUUAUAUUACCUGUUAGUUCCGGUGAAAAAGUAUCCCUAGUGAUAACUGUUAUGUUAGCAAUGUCUGUUUUCCAGCUACUUGUAGCGGACAAGCUUCCUCCGUCAGCUGAAGCAACACCAUGGAUUGUUAUCUUCUUCAACUUCAUACUUGGAUUAUCUGGCGUGUCAACUAUCCUUCAGGGAGUUGUAAUCAACGUGUUUUACCGUGGCGAGCAAGCAAUACCAUACUGGCUAAUGAAGGGUGUGAUUACAACGGCAUGCCUGAUAACGUUUGUUACUCUGCCCGGGGCUGAAAGAAACAACUGCUGUACAAAAAAGGUAUUCAUUUAA
Molecule: messenger RNA, 1020 nt
Organism: Mytilus californianus (California mussel)
Lineage: Eukaryota; Metazoa; Mollusca; Bivalvia; Mytilida; Mytilidae
Product: neuronal acetylcholine receptor subunit alpha-10-like
Exons: 5
Coding region: 1-1020 (339 amino acids)
Biological process (GO): chemical synaptic transmission; nervous system process; monoatomic ion transmembrane transport
Cellular component (GO): neuron projection; synapse; membrane
Molecular function (GO): transmembrane signaling receptor activity; neurotransmitter receptor activity; extracellular ligand-gated monoatomic ion channel activity
Source: RefSeq, a predicted model, not a curated record